GCUCUGUUGGCCACGGUCUCCAAGGCAGCACCUGCCACGCGCGCGGGGCGGGGCAGGAGGAGGGAGGUCGGGUGGUGGCGGCUCAGGAGGAUGCAGGCUGCAGGGGUCGCGGUCGCCGAGGAGCACUGGGCAGGUGACAGGCGGUUGCCUCCUGAACGAGGGUAAUGCUUUUGUGAACCACAACUUUAAAUACUCAAGCCAACUGCUCCUAUCAUCAAGAAUAUUUGUAUUCAUAUUCAUAUUUGUAUGUUUUCAAGAUGAGUCAUAGUAAAUUAAUUCCCAAGCUCUCAAUUCAAUCUCCUGUUCAUCAUACCAACUUAAAGGUCCGGUCCACAGAGCCACCUUUCAAGAAGGACUUACAUCUGAUUUCAAAAGACUCCUUGGAAUCUGAUUCAGGAAGCUUCACUCAAGAGAGUAAGUCCCAGUUUGAAGACCAAAUCCAGGGGGACAACAGUAUGGAGCCAGACAGCUUAGAGGAGGAAAGCCUGAGUGAGACAGAAGAGGAAGCAAGCAGAAAAGUAGCUCAGAAGGAUGGCAGAGAAAACCUCCAUACCCAGAACAAUGGCAUGGACAACAGCCAACAACCAGUCGAGGACAAAUAUUCGGACCUCCGAUAUGACCCACACUGGAAGAGUAAGAAGGAGGAGAGGAAGUUGUUGACCAUGGAAGCAUUAUCAGAGUCUGUAGACAGCUCUACUGAAAAUCUGACUCUGGAUCCACUGUACCCUUCCAAGGAGCCCUCAGUGGAACCCUCGGGGGAGAAAGGCGAACGCAAGAGUAGCCCACAGAGCGUUGCCUCUCUGUUUGGCAGUGAAUUUUUAAGCCCAAACUAUGAGCAUGGUGCCCAUCACAGCCGGCCAUUUUCAGAGCUGAGCGACGGUGAUCUGGGGGAGAAGUCAAGCAACCUCUCUCAUUACUUGAAGAGUUCAAGUUCACACAAUGAGGUUUUCCUGCCAGGAUCACGUGGCCGUCAGCGAAGGAAGUCCAAACAAUAUUUCGUGGAAAAAAACAAGCUGACUUUGGGAUUACCUAGUCCUAAAACGGACUCUUAUCUUCAACUUCACAGUAAAAAAAGGGGGGACGUUCUCCCAGAACAGAUCUCCUACCCCAUCAGUGUGACUGACAAGACGUCCAUUCAGAACGCCAAAGAGAUUGAAAAUGCUGCCAUCAAUCCUGAAGACAAAUGGCAUCAAAGAGCCCAACAGCUAAAGAAUUAUCAGGAACACUUGUCUCAAUAUGAAAGUGCAAAAUCAAACUGGGUACCGAGAGGUCAAUCUUCUGAAACAACCAAUGGCCAACAACCUUCCAGGAAACCAGCCAAUCACAAGAUUCGAAACCAGCAUAAACACCAGCAUGGCCUGAAGUCUUUGGUGACUGAAGAGCUGGCUGUCAGUCACAGAAACCAGAACACUCCCAGACAGCAACAAAACCAAAAUAAGCCUACUGACACUUCAGUAAAGCACGAAACAAUCGGAAUUAUGAAUGCGCCUAACAAUGAUUUACAACACUCAAGUGCACUUAGGAGCCAGGAGCCCAAAGUAACCUCCAAUAAAUUUGCUCCACCACAGCAGGCUCUUGAUAAGGUAUUGUACAAAAACUCUACUGGAUAUCACUCCAUGAAUGUUGAGAAAGAAAGAGGACACAAAGGCCAAGAAGAGAAAAGACCGUCACAUCAGCAGCUACACAUCAACACUCUUUCUAAUAUGGACUUGAACUACCUUAAUGAGCUUUCUAAGAGACAAGUGCCCCUGAGCCAGAAGGGCUCCCAGUCCAUUCCUAACAAAAAUGUUAAUGGAUCGAGGGAAAAUAAGAAGCAACCCAAGCAGACUUACACAGAGACAAAAUAUAAGAACUUAGAAAUAUUAUGGAAAUUCCAUCCUUCCUCGGACAGCCAACCUGUUAGAGCUUCUCCAGACUCACAGCUCACUCAGAUAAUGGAGCAGCAUCAGCAAGCCUUAAUGCAGCUGACCGAGGUGCAGCCCAGGGGAGGGGCCUCAUCCAGCGUCACAUUUCCACCUAUACUGUCAAGGGUCGAAAGUGAAUCCCAGCUCAGUUCAGACAGAAGCCAAAGAAACCAAAUGAAAAUUAGUCGUAGCAAUUCCGAAGGCUACCUGCUUCAACUAGAAAAAGGAAGAAAGCAUAGGGAAAAGAGCAGCAUCAAGGGCAACAGGGGAAGACUGGAUUGGAACCAACAGGCCUGUGGUGAUCUGGGUUCCCCAGGAACAGACUCUGAAAUGAAGAUUCACGUGCAAGAGGCUGACUGAGGCGUGCCUCCCGAACCACCCCUGGAAGGGAGUGAGGGGGGCAGGGCUGGCUGAGGGAGAGUGUGCAGUGAUGCAGAUGCAACAGAAGCCUCUAAGAAGCCCACAAGGGCUCUGAAGUUGGGAUGGCUCUUUGAAGGUAAAGGGUACAGGCUUUUGCUCCACCACGUGGACCAGCCAUUGGCUAUUGACUGCCCCCCCGGGGAGGGUUGGAACUUUGGGCACCCCAGCUCCAUCUGGCUGAGGGCUGUUCUUAGGGAGGGACCCAACUGGGAGCCAUAGCAGACAGCACUCCCAGCAAGUGGAGAAAUGAGUGCCUCGGUCCCGAGGGACAUUCACUAUAAGGCAGUUUUAGGGAAUCAACCUUUGUUCAAUUCAACAUAGUUGAAUUCCUAUUAGGAACUGUGGUAGGUGCCGAGAAGAAGAGAAUGAGCCAUGACCCUUCCUCAUGUAGACACACAGGAAAAUAGCUGCAGUAUAAUGUUGCCACUGGGGGAGGGGGGGAGAGAAGUAUGUAUGGGUUGCACAGAGGAGCACAAAGGAGUUUGGGUUGACAUCCCAACCUCGGGGGUCAAGCAGAGCUUCAGGGGAUAAUUCUGAGCCAAGAUUUAGAUGAUCAAGAGUUAAUACGAGGGACGCCUGGGUGGCUCAGUCAGUUAAGCGUCUGCCUUUGGUUCAGGUCAUGAUCGCAGGGUCCUGGAAUCAAGUCCUACAUCAGGCUCCUUACUGAGCAAGGAGCCUGCUUCUCCUGCCUGCCGCUCCCCCUGCUUGUGCACUCACUCUCUCUGACAAAUAAAUAAAUAAAAUCUUAAAAAAAAAAAAGUUAAUGAGAAAAGACCAAAAGAGCAUUUCAGACAAAAAGGACCAGCCUGUAGCUUAGUCCCUAGCGAAGAGUAGACCAUCAAAUAAAUGUUAGUUUCCUUUUCCAUCUUCUCUCAGUAAGUUGAGUUCAUGUCUUACAGAGAAGAUGUGGCAGAAAGUACCCCGAUGACUGGGUGUAUCACCGGAAGUCUAAGAGCAUGGGAGGGUUGGAAUGGGAAGAAAAAAAUUUCCAGACACUGCUGCCCAAACCCUCUUUCCAACUCAGAAAAUCCCUCCCUUCCUGCUUUCUUUCAGGAAUGUUGCAACCCACCCGCAUCCAUUUGUGGGGGCCAACACCACCCUGCAUCUAACAAAUGCACAGAAGCCCUCUUUGUCCUUUAAGCUACUCCAGAAGCUCAAAUGAUUGAGAACCGUGCGCUAUUUGUAUAGGACAGCAGGUAGCCGGGGCACCAGGCAGGGGGAAUCAUUAUCCAGGUCGUGCCCAUUUGCUAGUCACAGCAAAUCUUGUGGUUUCCAAGGGACUCGACUUGAAUCACAUUAAAAAUUUGAGGCUUUGUAAAGCUAACAAACCCAAGCACCGUUCCCCUUCUCCUGGCAGUUCUGAUGCGACCGAUUUAUGAACGCUAAGCAUCAUCCAUGCUGAGAAAUCCAGACGUCAGGCAGUAAGAGAUGGACGCAGCGGAAGGGAUGACAAACUGCAGAGAAGUAUCUAUUGCCAUCGGCCACAAAACAGCUGCUUAAGGAGUUCUGGGAUGGCUGAGCUCCAGUCAUUAACUCACAUUGUCACAGACAGUCUGGGUAUUGCUGCUUGGCGGCUUCUGAGAGGAGGUUUAUUUGGAUUAAAUUUAACAACCACAGAGCACAUUUCCUUCACUUGCUGUUCCCCACUAUCCGAGGCAUUGUUUUUUGCCCUGUUUUUGAGUAACUUUCUCACACUCAGACAUCUGAGAAAUGUUCUGGAGAAAAG
Mirounga angustirostris (Northern elephant seal) is the source of this 4050-nucleotide messenger RNA. RefSeq names its product junctional cadherin complex regulator (gene JHY). The record is from RefSeq and is a predicted model, not a curated record. Lineage: Eukaryota; Metazoa; Chordata; Mammalia; Carnivora; Phocidae. Bases 258 to 2264 code for a protein of 668 amino acids. Gene Ontology annotation, biological process: axoneme assembly; brain development. The transcript is spliced from 7 exons.